Bursaphelenchus okinawaensis is the source of this 14215-nucleotide messenger RNA. Lineage: Eukaryota; Metazoa; Nematoda; Chromadorea; Rhabditida; Aphelenchoididae. The record is from the annotation of a GenBank genome assembly.
AUGGUUGACAAGGCGAUAAACUCGGUCAAGAAAUCGCUACUGGCUCAACAGAAUUCGAUUGGAACGGGCUCGGAUUCGGCUAAAACUAAUGAUUCACUGACUGUUUCUACUCGUACUAAAGUUGAACCGUAAGUUUUAUAUGUUUUUAUACGGAUUUUUGGCUUUUAGGCAUAGAAAACGACUAAAAAAAUGGAUAAGAUCUCGUGUUGGAAGGGCUUUAUCGAAAAACUUUAAAACUUGGAAUUUCAAUACUUAAUACAAUAUAAAGUUAUGUAUAAAAUAAGGGUAAAAAGGUAUUUUUGAUGCUUAAUUAGAAUGUUAGUAUUUUAUUGAAUGUUCACAGUCGUAUUUUGAAAAAUUGCUUGAGUAUACCUACAAUAAUAUAAGAGAUCAGUUCUUGUUUAAAUUGCUAUGUUUCGGGCCUGUCUUUGAAGUAAGUUAGUGUAAAAAAGAUUGAGUCUGGUUAUUGAACUAGGUUUUUGCAUUUUAUUAGAGGGUUUACACAAAAACAACAAUUUAUAUUAUUCAUGAUAUAAAAAUUUUAAUGUCAUUUUUUGGUGGUAUAUGUUAAUUUAGCUUUAUUUUUGCAUUGUUUAGUUAAAUAUAGAUCAAUUGUGGUUUUCAGAAUCUUAAGUAACUUUUUUAUUUUAGAGUUUAUGUAUACGACCUGCCAUGGGCUCCACUUCGAGUUCUACCCAACCCGACCUUGGAUUUCAAUGUUCUGCCAGCCAAGUACUCAGCUCAAAGUCUUUUGGUCGAAUUAUUCAACAUAUUUGAAAAGAAGCUGAUUAUAGCAUGUAACGACAAUGAUAACCUGAUAAACAAGACUCUUCGUCGUGUUGACGACCCAUACUUGGACAAUCUUUUGAGGACAUUGGGAAGUGUUUGUGAAGUUUGUCUACUGCCAGUGUUGAGUGCGUUGAUUCGGUGGCAUGAAGCUCAACAAAAAGUGCCAAUAAAUGAGAAUGGCGAGGCUCAGGAGAAGGCGAUGAAGCGAACGUUGGGAGCCAGCUAUUUGUAUUGUAUCGCUCUUAUUGAGAUUUUGCCUCAGCUGAUCUUUUACAAGCCUGAGGAAUGUGAUCAACUGGUUAAUCAUAUAUUAAACACGGCUUUCAAACAGGCUUCUUACAGAGAUCCGUAUGUUUUAUUUUUGUUUUUGGUUUUUAGGUAACACAUGGACAAGAACUACCGGUUUUAUUAAACGUUAGGCGGAGCAUGAGCUAUAUCGAUGUAAAAGUAGAUUAUCUUGUUAAUUUUGGGAUAGGAAUUGUAUUAAUGAGGUUUAAAAUUAUUUUUUCAAUCUAAAAUAAUUUAAAAACUUUGUUGUAGAGACAAAUUUGGAGCGAAUAUCAAGAAUUCCCUGGUCGUGGCCGAGAUUUUUGGUGAAGUUAUUGGUGUGUUCUCUCAAACUCACUUCACAUUGGUUCACAAACUCUUCAGUCAGAACCUAGAAGCAUUGAGGAAAGAAACUCCGUUCACGAAUUUGACAGUUCAAAAAAUAAUUGCACUUUUAAUGGCAAUGAAGUUCUUCCGGAUCAAAACGAAUCAAAUCGAGGAAUUCGAACUUGGAGUCAAGUUUUUGAAUGAAAUCGGAUCGUAUUACUUGGAAGUGGAUGCUAAACAAAAGGAAUUGAAACAUUCAUUGGCUGGCUUGUUGGUGGAGAUACUUUUGCCGGUUGCUGGGGUAGGUUUUUGUGGGUUUAGGGAAUGGGGAUGGAGAAAAGUUGUGGUUCAAUGGAUUAGAUAGCUAAGUUUUGAUGUUUUAUUGACUUUUCUGUCAUUUUUUAAAAUAACAACUAAAAAACAUAAAAAGUUGUAAAUGAAAGCUAAAGAAAAGUAUUGAAAUUACAAAGAUCAAUUUGAACUGUAACCAUCUAAACUUUUCACCACAAAAACCACGUCUUUUUCUUUUCCAGGACAUCAAAACAGAAGCCAAUGUGCCAUCUUUAAUCGCAUUCGUCGACAAAAUGUACGGACCAACAAUGGAGCUGAUUAAUAAGAAACAACACAGAAUGACAGCCUAUCCAUUACUAACCUGUUUACUAUGUAUUAGUCAAAACAAGUUCUUCUUGAGCAAUUGGGUACACUUUCUCACACCAACAUUGGGCAAUUUGAAGAACAAGGACCCGAAGACGGCUAGGGUGGCGUUGGAGAGUUUGUAUCGGCUUUUAUGGUAAGUUAGGAGGACAGUGUUAUAGAAAGCUUCAAAAAAAUUGAAAACAGUUGAUUAAUAACUAAAAAUGAAAACUUUAGGGUGUACUCAAUCAGAAUCAACUGUGAAGGCAAUUCAGCAACGAGAAGUCGACUGGAAUCAGUAUGCUUUUCACUGUUUCCGAAAGGCAGCCGAAAUGUCAUACCAAGAGAGUCUCCAGUCAUUAUUUUUGUAAAAAUUAUUCACUUCAUCGCUUAUCAAAAGCUGGACUUUGCUUUUAAGGUAAGUUGAAGAGGAGGGUUAUGUUUUGACAUAUUUUUGCACAAUUUGUAUUUUUUACAGGUUUUCGUGGUGGGACCUCAAAAACUGAAAUGUUACCUAAAAAUGGAUUUUUUUGAAAUUUAGAUGGAUUUUAUUAUAGAAAAAUGUGAAAUUACGGAUUUAAAAUUAAUUUACAGGUUUUCGUGGUAGAACCUUCAAAGUCAAGUAUUACCUAAAAUACAUUUUUUUUUGAAAUUUUAAGGGGGUUUUAAUAUGAAACAAUGUAAAAUUAAGGAUUCAAGAAUUAAAAGGUUUAAAAAUUCUAAUUUUUUAGGAAAUCAUUUUCGAUCUACUUGGAGUAAACCGCCUAUCAUCAAGGUCAAUAUCAAUAUACCCAGAAAGAAUGAAUAUAGGCUUGCGAGCUUUAAUGGUAAUCACAGACGGUUUACAACAAAAAGAUGGACCUCCAGGAAUGCCAAGAGCCACAGGACCAGUACCAGCAUCAGGCACGAUCCAACGAAUCAAGAAAACUUACAUCACCAGACCUCUAACUCCAGAUAUCGCUCGUUCAAUAGGUCUAGAUCAAUAUUAUUAUCCAUGCCGAAAGGCUUUUGAUGUCAUUUUAAAAACGUUGGACUUACAAAUUGGGCGACCGUUUUUGCUAACAUCGACCAGGGGCAAAGAUACGGUCGAUUUUCAGACCGGCGAGAUGAAACCGAAAAUGGACUUGUUCAGAACAUGCAUCGCGGCCAUACCUCGACUACUACCAGACCCAAUGACACCACAAGAACUCAUCGAGCUACUAACCAGAAUCAGUAUUCACAUUGACGAUGAUCUACGCACCACAGCCUUCCAAACCCUACAACAUUUAGUAGCAGAGUCUCCAGAUUGGCGUGAAGAUAUCAUCAAUGCUCAGUUAAAGUUUAUCACUACGGAUAUACAAGACACUUUUCCUACUUUAAUCGAAACGACAGUACGGUACCUUCUACAGCUGUUAUGUACGUGGAAAUCGGCUGUUCUGGUUGAGAAAAAGAAUCAGGAUUCUACGCAGAAAACGGCCGAACCAACGGUUUCUCCGUUCACUAAUAGAGGCAAUGUCAAGAGACAACCUACUUCUUCACAAACCACCGUGACUUCCUCGUCGAUUGCUGAUUCUACUCAUUCUCCGGAUGAACAGCAGGUAGGGUUUUAAUCGAUUUUUAAAAGGCGUUUUACACUGUCAUUUUUAAUUGGAAGUCAUGAUUUCUCAUAUUGUUUUAGAAGAAUUAAAUUGACUGCACGGUGCAAAAAAAAUUUUUAAUUUUGAUUUUUUUUGUCAUUACAGGGAGCCCCAUCAACCGUAAGCAACUGCUCAGACCUUGGCAGCCCUUACAAUCGAAUCCACGCCCUAAAUCACUCAUUAGUCGUGGCCAACCCAACAGCCACAGCCAUUCACAAUGUAGAAGGAUUCGCUUUAGUACUACUAUGUCAACUCAGAACUCAAUCAAAGAAAAUGGCAAUCCAACUACUGAAAGAGUGCCGACAUCUACUUCAAAUUGUAAAUCUUGAAGUUCACGACAAUCCCAUGAUCAAUGUACUGGAUGACAGCACAUCAUACGUACUGAACAAGUACUUUGAUUACGUACCAUUGAAUGAACGACAAUCCUGGGGCACGGACUUUAUAUCAGCAUGUGACAGGCUAUCAACGUUGGAAACGGACACGUAUUUGGUCAAUUCGGAUAAAGGAAACGAGUAUUUCAAAUGGGAUGCGUGGGCUUCGGCUUUGAGUGGAUAUUGUGAAUAUCAUCUGAUACCUAGCAAGUGUCCAACGGCUGUAAGUUGUUGAAAAUGCUUACUUUAGGACUUAGUUUUGGUUAGUAAAAGAUAUUGGUUUACAUUAUCAGCCAAAAUUAACGUAUUUUUGAAAAACCAAGUUUUCGUGGCGGGACCCAAAACAUACAAAUUUGCUUUUGAACGUUAAAAAACGUUUAAAACUGAAACUUUUAUCAUCUUUAAGGAUAUACUUUGUUACCUGUAGUCAUAUUUGGGAUGUUUUUGGAAUUUAAUGUUUUUCGUGGUGGGACCAAAAAUUGCAAUUUUUUAAAUAUGAAUUUUGCCUUGGAAAAAUUUUAAACACAAAUUGAAAGUACUAAUAAAAAUUAAAAUAAACAUUAUUUUAGGUAGCAUUUGCCUGGCCAGCCUUAUUCGGCCGUUUCAAUCAUUGUUCUCAAUUCGUUGAUCCGUCAAAUUACGAAACCAGAGCCUCCUUAUUAAGGUCAUCUAAAUCCAAAGCUACAGCCGCUUCAAUGUGUGGAGAAACGAUUGGACAGGAAAGCUAUCUAAAUUUGUGGCAAAAGUACUUGGUUUUAUGUUGUGCACUAUGCCCUCCGGCGCAUUCGGCUUCGAACCCGAGAAGCUUCUCACCGAGUGUCACCUUGGAUCAGGAAAUGGUAAGGAGGGGUACUUUGGAGCUUUUUUGGAGGGUUUUUGUUUUGAAUUUGUUCAAAUAAUUCUGAACCUCAUAACACUGAAAAUUUGCUUUGAGAGGGGCACUGAAUUAUUUGAACAAUCUUAUUUUUUUGGUUUUAAUUUUUUUUUAAUUAAAAUUUCAAGCUUCAAUUAGCUUACUAUACAAUAAAAUUUUAGGUCCGAUCAAUGUCAUCCUCAACAAGAAUAAUCCGCCCAUCCUCAACGAAUUCGGCGCCUUUGUUCACAAAAAUUUGCUCAAUGUUAAGAUGGGAGAUGAGUGAUAUGAUGGACUUUGUCGUCCUAGGAGUCGGGUCUUUAAAUCCGAUUUGCUUUGAAUAUCUACUAGAUGAAAUGAACAACAGAGCCAUCCUAAGAGAAGCUCAAGAGAAGAAAGUCAGGUCAAGAAACAAGAGAAGAGAGCUACUGAGGCUACAGCUGCUUCGUAUUCUGGAAGUGGCCGUAUUCCGAGGACUUUUGGUCUAUGGAACGGUGGUGGAUGCACAGUCAGGUCAAUUGUCAAGUGUUUUGAUAAAGCUGAUUGAGAGUUUGAGGGAGAAUGUGGUUUCGGAGGUGGUAAGUCAUGUUUCUGGUGAUUUUGGUAGUGUAAGGUAAUAAACAUCGUGUUUUUGAUAGUAAAAUGGUCUUGAUUAAAAAAAAUUUCAGGAACGUGAUAUAACAGUCCUAACCUCUCUACGCCUUCAUUUUGCCAAAACCCUAACACUAAUAGUCAACACUCUACCCAUCGACAGAAGAAAGAAUUUAUUACCAGAUGAUUUGAAGCGAGAACUAGUCCAGACCAUGUUCAGAUGGUGUGGAAGGACGAUAACGACCAGUGAAAAGACAAUCGUCGAAAAAGAAGUUGGUACAUUUGUGGAACAACAAUCAGUUAGUGCUUUGUGUGCACUACUGUGCUGUGGACCGAUUCUGAACGAAAAGAAUGAUGAAGAGUAUUCGUUUAGGUAGGAAAUUAUAACAGAAAUGAAGUUUUGUUGAAACUUUUGGUUUUUUCUCUACUCAACGUCUUAUAACUAAACCCUAUCGUACAUUACUUUCUUUUAUCUUGUUUUACCAUACUCUUAUAUUCUACAACUACGCUUUUCUAUAUUAUUCUAUUUUAGCUUACUUUUCCUGUCUUACUCAUAACUAACUUAUUCAAUUUUACACUUCAGUCAUCUCUAUCUUACUCUACUUUAUUUUACUUGACCCUGCCCUACUAAUCACUACCUUAUUCUACGUUACCUUAUCCUAGUCAUCAUUACCUUACUCUAUCUUACUUUGUCUCACCCUCGCGACCUUAUUGUAUUUUAUCCCUUCGCAGAUACUCUUAUAUUAUUCUACUUUAUCGAACUUACUCGUCGUUAUCUUACUAUACCUUACCCUACUCUACCCAUCACUAUCUUACUCCUCUUCUUUUACUCUACCUUACAUUGUUCUCAUCACCACUACCUUAUUCUAUUAGCAAAAUUUCGAUUGGGUCGGGCCUGAAAAAUGGGCUCGGCUCGGCCACCCAUCACAACUUUUUUCUACUGUGCCCCACAAUAUUUUAUCCUAUGCUAAAUCACUCUGCCUUGUCCUAAUUUACUAUGGAUUUUUUUUAUUUUAGAAUGCUAGACGCCUUGCUGAUCUCUUCAAAUCAGACUGUAUGCAACCUGUUUGAUGACACAUUAGCGACGAUCUUGCAUCUGAACGACCAGUCGAACAAUCUUUUUGAAUGGGCGGUGAACAUGUGUUACAGUAAGAACAGUACAACGGCUUCAAAAGCUUUCAAGGCAUUGAUCCUACUGUUUUCAAGAAGGUGAGUUUGAUUUUGUUAUCUCAAAUUUUAUUUUUUUGGAAAGAAUGUUCUUGUCAUUUUUUGUUUUGGAAAAAAGUUCUUGUUAUUUUAUGUUUUGUAAAGAAAAUUCUUGCCGUUUUAUGCUUUGUAAAGAAAGUUAUUGCUUUUUUUACUUAAAACAUUUGGUCAUGUAAAAUUUUAAUUUUCAGAGAAUUUGCCUGCGACUUUGUCACUCUCUUUGUUCUGUGCCAAGUCUAUGCUCUGGAUUCAGAUGCUUCGGUACAAACUUCUGCCAUCUUACUUUUACAAAUUCUACGUCGACAAGGCCUAGACUACGCUUUCGCUACAGAACAAAACGAAAGUCUUUUGAAUGACAGUGGGAACCCAAUCACAAUGGGAGCAUCGGCCAAGUUCUUGGCCGGAAUCGAUGACAAAACCCCAAACCCAGAUGACAUUUUCCCAAUCAACUAUGCCACAAUCCUACAGCAACUCUCCGAGAAGUACCCCAAAGUCACCAUGUCAAUAUUCUCGGAGAUCUGCAGUAGAUUAGAGAAUGCCAAAAGUAAUCGACAAGCUGCCAUGUUAAGCAUUCUACUACAUUGGGUAUCGAACAUUGAAUUGGUUGACCCGUACUGUGAUUUCCAUGAAGUAGAUGAAGGUGAAGAAGUAGAGAAGGAAAGAGGAACUGGUUGGGGAUCUGCCGAAGCAACACAACUGCUACUGAACAAUCUCGUCUAUAUCACGGUAAAACACAGCUCAGAACAUAGUGGAGAGAUCGCAGCUUUAUGGAAAUGUAUCGCUGUUUCGUACGAAGCUAACCUUGGAAUUAUAUUACACUUCUUGUUUGUCAUGGUAUCCUUGGCUCCAGACUUCUUCAUUCCUGUAGCCAAGAGGAUUGCAGAACAUUUACUGAAUGCUACUGGAAACAGAGUGGUGACUUUGUUGAUUGAUCAACUGAACAAUGGGGGAGAUACCUUCAAAAUGCAUCUGGUCAGAAGCGAAAUCCCACCUUAUUUUAGGUAAUAUUUUUUUCUUUUUACUAGCUUGUUCGAAUAAUUCUGUGCUUCCUCUUAAAGCAAAAGAUAAGAUAUAAAAAAAAUUUUUCUAGAUGGAACAGCCCAACCACGGAUGAAGACGAAAAAAUUCGCGACCGUGACGACGAAAAAGAAGGCACAGAAGACACAGUGAAGCAGGUCGAAGUGACCGAUACCAUAAUAUCAAAAGAACCCCAAUUCAACGAAGAAUCAUUCGAAAAAGAAGAACCUCAAAACACAUCAAUACCUUUUUCAAUGGACGACAAGAAAAACCAUGUAAAACAACUGCCAAUGCCAGCAUACGGUGGGCAUUACUCCAGUUUGGCCGCCUUUCUACCACCAACCACACAACCAAUCAGCUACUUUUCGAAAUCGAAUUUGGCACUAAUAUUACUGAGUGAAUUGAUUGGAUCAGAUUUCGAAAAAGCUGUAAAUUGGUUCGAGUACACGCCGAUGUUGCUGAACAUUGCCGUUACCUCGCUGGAUUCGCUGAGAUCAUUGGUUUGUCGCCAUUCUAGAUUUGCAAUUCUGAGGCUUUGUUUGAUGAAUAUGAAGCCGUCGGUCAAUACCUGGCAGGUGGCCAGCCUUUUGUUGAGUAAUCAGGUAUAAAAGGUUUUGAAAUAUUGUUUUAGAUACUUCUUUAUAAUAUUGGCUUAGAUUUUUGAAUUACUUUCAAUAAAAAUUGAAAAUUCUUUUAGAUAGCAGCACGACAAAACGAUCUCUUCGACGGCUUCACGAAACCAUUUAUCGACGGAAAAACAGCUUUAAGUUCGACCGCAGAGACUGUCGAGCCGUUUUCAGAACAAAAACAAGACGAUUACAAGCGACAGCUCUUUUUGGACAAUGCGUUAUUCUCAUCUUCUACUGAACUACUAUUGGCUUUGUCAUCUUGUCUUACUGAUAAGUAGGUUUGCUUACUAUUAGGUUGUUCAAGUAAUUAUGUGCCUAUUCUAUGAAGAAAUUUGAACAACCUCUAACUAAUAGGGCGUUUAAAUCGUUUUGAAAUUUCAGAAUGGACCGCCCCCUCUGGGCAUACGAAGAAAUCAGCACCAGGAACUGGCACAUUGAUUCCGCAGAUCAACUCGGUUGCUUCUGCCGCCAUCUAGCCGAAUAUUUCAUAGAAUCCAUCCCCAAAAUCGCCUACGAAUGGACCUCAAUCUCACUGAAAGUCGCUCUAACAACAACAAAUCGCCACGUCGCAGGUCGAUGCUUCCAAAUUGCCGGUGCUCUCUGCCAAUCUUUAGCACCAUUCCUAUCCCAAAUCCUGUCCAGGUUGGCAGAAUUGGUGGGCGAAAGCUCAGAAGACGCACAAUCAUAUCUCACACACAUGCUGCUGUGUCUACAUUCAAGUAUUCCUAGCAUAAUACAAAAGAGCUCGAAUCCAACGGUUAUGGAUGUGGAGUUGAAGGCAUUGUCACCAAUACCAUCAACUCAUAACAGAUCGGUUUCUCACACACCAGGAUUGUUGCAGAGGCCACAGACGGCUGGGGUAAGGGGAUAUUGAUAUGGGCUAUGUUUGAUUAUGUAAAAGUGUAAAAGUUUUGUUUUAGAUAGCAUAAAACAUCAUAUUUUUGAUAAUAUAAGGGUACUUAAAGGUCAUUUUGUCGUGUUUUGAGAGUAUAUAACACUGUAUAACACUAUAUAACACAUGAAAAGACGAUUAUUUACAUAAAACAUAAUAUUUGAACCUGAUAAAAUAAGAAACAAACUAUUUGUUUUAGGUAUAAACCACUAAUUUUUCAAAUUUCAGUCCCCAGACAAGCGCCCUCUAAGCCCAAACCAAUCUCCAGUGCAACAUCCCAACCUCCAGAACACCAAGAAGGAUACAAGACACUCUUUACUAAUCGAAAACGAUGCCAUAAUCGACCCACUUCCAACUAUAACAAGAUGCAAAUCCGCCCAAAUGCUAGCCUCCACCUCAGGCGGCCUAAAAGACGAAGCAAUCCAAGCUCUAACCCAAAUUGUCAGCAUCAGCGUCUGCAUGCUGGAAUCACAAAUUGAUAACGAAUACUUACUAGCAUUGCACCUGCUUAAACGUAUCUUCGAAUGUACUCAAAGCAACGCCAAAGAAGUUAUUGAUCACUUUGAGAGCACGGUGAAGCAACUGAACUGGAAAGACUUUAAUGGUGUCGUUUCGUUAUCAACCAAAGCCAUAAUGCAUCCAUUAGGCUAUGAAGAUAGUAUCUACAUACUGACAAAGUCUAUGGAUUACCUAGAACAUACGGUGAUCGGAGGAAAACAGCUCUUACCAUUAAUUGUGGUCAGUAGCUUACCGUAUUGUUUACUACACUUUGAUUCGACGACGGAGACGAGUGUGUUGCUGUGUAGAGAGAUUGCGGCCUACAGUCAAAAGACGAUACCGAAGGAUGAAGAAGAAGGCAGUGAAGUUGAACAUUCGCUUCAAAAUUUGAUUACUGUAAGUUAAAGGGAUAAACUGGCUCUUAAAUAGGAUAUUGUAGUAGGCAAAGCCUUGGAAAGAUUUUUUUUGGAAAAUAAACUUGAAAUGGAUAUUAUAGUAGAUUAAACAAUGAAAAAUAUUUUUUGGACAAAAAAUUUAUAUUAUAGUAGGCUAAAUUACGAAAAAAAGCUUUUUCUAUGCAAGAUAACAUUAAAAAGUGAAUAUGAAUAAGAAAACAUAUUAUCAUCCAUCCUUUUCAGAUGCUAAACCAAUACUGUGAAGGCACGUUUGCCCGCGAUCGCCUUCAGUGGGCCAAGUGUGUCAUCAACUACACGAUCGAAGGCUUCAAACCCGACCUGUCACAACUCAUUGUAUACCUUACUGAAUGCCUGGACAAGUGUCAAGUGGCUCUACACUUCUACCUCCUCAACCUGAUCCAUCUAAUCAUUACUCAUGGCGAUUGGACCAACGUAUCACCCCUGCCACUAAACGCACAUGUCAUUCGAGUUGUGACAAAACAUUUACAGACAGUAAAUUGGCGAGAGGCAGGAAGAGUAAUCAAAGCCAUACUAGACCAAUGGAACCGAAUCAGUGUGAACAGUAUCAACGAGAUGGAAGUGAACACGGAUCAAAGAAAGCCCGACUUUGAUAUCUACAUCGACCGACCAGUACCCAACGAACCAUCAAUCGUAUCACCACAAAGCCCAAGGAAACUAGCACCACAACCAUCGACCGGCAAUGCCGACAGCCUCAAACGACAACAGAAUUCAACUCAAACCAAAGUCAGAGAACGACUGAUAAGCUUAAUGACGGCCUCCGGUCUUCCAGUUGGUCUACCAAGAUCAUCAAGUGUAAUAUUCUCCCAAUCCUCGAGUGAUAUUCAUCAUGACGACAAUCCAAGACCCUCAAACAUGCCAACAAGGGCUUCGAACUCACAAUAUUCAUCUUCUGAGCUGAUCUCUCAUCCGGACGAAUUGGAAGCGAUGUCAGGUUCAAGUAUGGCCAAUGCUGGAAAUGAGAGCAUUACCACCGACUCGUUCCCCAGAGUCUUCAAGGAGUUUGACUUUUUGGAGGUAAGGAAGGGUAUUUGGAGACGAAAUUGUUGUCGAGGAGGUUUUUGUAGAUGUUGAAGGAUAAAACAAUGUUGAUUUAUUACCUAAAGUCAAAGAAAAUAUAGAAAAAAAACAUACCUUUUGAUAUUAUCCAUGAUAGAAUCUUCCACUUUUAUACCAAAAACAACCAAAUUUCAGGCCGAACACGACACGAUCUCCGAAUCCAACGACAGUUGCUUCAACUACCUCUCCACGAUGCGGCCCCAACACCGAAUGCAAGGCCAUGUGGAGCCUGAAGAAGCGGAAAACGAGGCCGAUAACGACGAAGAUUACCUGAACCCGAACGACGAUGAAGAAUAUGAAGAAGACGAUGAGCUGGAAAUGUCCGGAAGUGGAAUAUCCUCGAAUAUCACUGUCAGCUCGCGAGGCAACAUUGUCCGACAGUUUGGGCCGAAAGGAAGAAGGAGAAUUCAACGGAAUGCGGCCGCGCAACGGUUGACACGACCGUUGAGUGGAGGUAAGAGAAUAUAAACAGCGAUAUUGAGGAUGGAAGUGUUAUCAUUGAAAAAGAAGUUUAAAGUAGAAAAAUAACAUAACAGACUAAAAAAUAUUAUCAAAAUUCAUAAAAUUAGAAGUUUUUUGGCUAAAAUUGUCAAAAAAGACGUUAUGCCAAGGAUUCAAAUGCUUGAAAGUUUUCGUGGUGGGAUUUAAAUUGAAGAUUUUUUUUGAUAUUUUGAUGCAAUAUGCUAAUUUAUAACCUCUUUGUGCUUUAUCUUUGUAAAAUUGUAAGGUUUUUGUUUGUUUAAUGUUUUCGUGGUGGGACCUAAAACUUACCUUCGUGAAUUUGAAAAUUUGAUAAUACAACGACUUUUAGUUGUUUCUUAUGACUAAAACCAAUCAUUUUGUUUAUUUUAACAUACUUCCAGCAUCCGAUUCCAACGACGUAUCAUCAGACCGAACUCCAGUCCAAUCCGUCAAACACAGCGACGCUUCCAUAUCCUCAUCAGAUUCCAGUGACGAUGAACUCGAAGACGACGACGAAUUCCCUACAGAAACAAACCCAACCUUCUCAUACUACAGCUCAACUCACGAACCCACAACUUCAAUCGCAUCAGCAAGACAAAUGUCUUAUCAAAGUCCAAUCGAAACGAAUUCAACUACGUCGUUCCAAAUCGCUGAUGACACUACAGCAAUGAUGGAAACGGCUUCAUCAGUUCAUUGUAGAUCAGAAUAUUCGUCAAGUCAACAGGUCUCGGAUACGAUCAUGAGUAGGCAAUGUAAAUUCUACUUGGAGUGCAAUCAUCAUAUCAGUGGAUUGGUAAGGGUGUCUUUAUAAAACGCUAUUUUUUGAAAAUGGGUUUUAUUUUGAAAAAUUUGGUACAUAUGUCUUGAAGGGGACAGAAUGUUGUAUAUACUCAUAGAGUGCCAUUUUGGUGUAUUGAUUGGUAACAGAAAAAAGUUUAAUUGAAACUGGCAAAAACACUGAAAAAGGCCUUUUUCGGUCAAAAAUUGAGAUUUUUAGGCUUUCGUAGCGUGUAAAAAUUUUUGUAACCGUACUACUUUGACAAAACUGAAGUAACAGACUCAUAAUGUUAUUUUCUUUUUGAAUAUAUUAACUUAACUUUUGUAAAUUUACUAAAAACUUUCUUUCAGAACGAAAAACAAUGGCUAACCUUGUCGUCGGAAGUGAUCGGUGACCAAAGCGGUGAUAUGACAGCGAACUCGAUCUUAGUAUUCAGUCAAUUACUAAGGGAAAACAGUGUACGACUAGCGAGUUUACUGAGGGAUGCAGCACACAUGUUAUCAUCAACUGUGGCAGUAUCCACGGAUCGGCCAGUACGAGAUGUGUCGGCUUACUUUAAUCAUGCUCUGAAUGCCAUUUUGAAGCUUGGAGACUUUCCAUUCAUCUUUACUACUCCUCAUUUUGUAAGUUGUUGGGUUUUAUAUUGUACUUUAAGGGCUAGCGAAGGGUAGGGUAGGGUUUUGAUAUACAUGUACUUAUAUGAUAUAAGCAGUUUGAUACUUUAUAUGAUUCAAGAUAACAUUGAAAUGAUUUAAAAUUUCAGCUCCGAGCCACAAAUCUCCUCCAAAGCCAACAAGACAUGAUCUACUUCCUCCACCAACACUUUGAGACCUUCACCGAGAAACGAGAACAAUGUAUUAGAGCGUUAAAUCAGAUGAGAGCAGCAUUGAAGCUGCAAAGUCUAGGCUCACAACGAGAAAAUAUCAACAAUCAAGAGGCGGAACUCUGCAAAUGUUUCGAGAGAUUGUUCUUCCAACUUUUGAGUAUCUUGGAGAGAUUCAAAGGCAUUGUUGGACUGAUCAGGGAUUCACCAAACUCUGAUGUAUGUUUUUUGGGUAUAUAUUCAUUAAUAAUUUCAAUUUUCAUGACAUUAUGUUGUUAUGGCUUUUUUGCUAAAAUUUUACAAUUUUGGCUUGUUUUUAAUGUUUUUCCUCACUUUUUCGCAAAUUUUUGAUUUUUUAGGAAUUUGAUUUAUCCCCAGCAGUCCUCCGCUUACACCACGAUCUCCUAGAGUCGGUAAGCGAUGUUCCACUUGGCGAUGCUCGAACAUCAACCACUUCUUUGAACAUACCACUAAAUGAACAACUAAUCGACAAGCUUUUCCUUCAUUUGACUAACAAAAACUACAAAAGUGCUUUGGUGACUUUGCGUCAGUUGAGGUAGGUCAUAAAGAAAUUAAAAUUUUUUAUUAAUAUUAUGGUAUUUAGUAGUUUCUGUACUUAAAAACUUUCUAUUUUUAUCUUUUUUAUGGUAUAAAGCAGUACAUGUUAUAGUAUUUAUCAUUUUAUGUACAUACCCUUCUAUUUUCACGUUUCAGAAGUCAAUACGGAAGUGAAUUUGGCUGCUGCGAUCACAUGGACGUGGACGUCCUUCUAGUCCAGUUUUGUCGCUCUCACCGCCUCAGAACUUGGGCUUUGAUUGGGUCUUUAGACUCAUUAAGUCAAGGAUCAGACUUACUGAAAGAGACUAGUAUGCAAAUGAGUGCUUUGGUUCGAUCCAUGGAGCGAGAUUCGUCAGUACGAUCAUCAAGAGUAGGCUCCGUCGCUGAACCACCGCAUUUCAACACGAAUUGA